This is a messenger RNA of Aspergillus niger, 822 nucleotides long. RefSeq lists its product as uncharacterized. The record is from RefSeq and is a predicted model, not a curated record. The transcript is spliced from 2 exons. Gene Ontology annotation, biological process: proteolysis. Lineage: Eukaryota; Fungi; Ascomycota; Eurotiomycetes; Eurotiales; Aspergillaceae. Bases 1 to 822 code for a protein of 273 amino acids.
AUGGGAGAUUACGGCCCCGGAGUGUCGUCACUCACGGCACAGCUACCUGGAAAUCCGCCUGUCUCUGAAACAGAUCAGGAUGAGAUCUCAGUACUUGUAACGGGCUUUGGGCCAUUCAAGUCUAAUCUAGUGAACGCCUCAUAUCUGAUAGCCUCGUCCCUACCACCCUCUUUCACAUUCUCACCUGCAUCUUCAGACGGCUCUGAUGCUGUUCCCCGUCGAGUUUCGAUAAAUGUCCAUCCUUCACCCAUACCCGUUGCAUAUUCAUCGGUGCGGACGACCCUCCCCGUCAUUCUCGAUGACUAUGCCAAGACGCACGGAGGCCGACGCCCAGACAUCGUCAUACACAUUGGCAUAGCAGCAAUGAGGAACUACUAUUCCGUGGAGACGCAGGCUCACCGUGAUGGGUAUCUGAUGUCCGACAUCAAAGGCAGAUCCGGGUACGAGGAUGGCGAGAAGCUGUGGAGGGAGCUCGACUUGCCACUGGUGCUUAGGGCUGGCCCUUCAGAGGGACACGCCUCGGAGAAGAAACAUCUCAGCCCCCGUCCACCGGACGAAGAUUUCCUAGCAGCAUGGAAGACAUUUUGCCCUCCAGAAACCGAUGCGCGGAUCUCCACUGAUGCCGGACGUUAUCUCUGCGAGUUCAUCCUGUACACCAGCUUGGCACUGGCAUACCAGGCGGGUGAGGAUCGCAAUGUCACCUUCUUCCAUGUUCCCGCGUCAUGCUUGGAUGAGGAUAUAGAGACGGGCAAGGAGGUUGCCGUCGCGCUAAUCAAGGCUCUUGUGACUAGCUGGAGUGAGCAGCAGCACAGCGUUCCCUAG